AAUAUUUUAACGCACCCACUUUCAAAGCAAAUAAAUUAUCUUCGUCACAAGGUUCAGUCCUGCUGCUGGCCACCUUCACACUUGUUCAUGUGUGGUGUGGCUCAGAAAGCCAUCCAGGUCCCAGAACAGCAUUAAACCUCAAGGCCCGAUACCGAGCUGGACAGAACUCCUGCAGGUCUUGUGGAUGUCCAUGGGGCUGGGCUUUAAAUCUCCGCAGCCCCCAACCUCAAACUGCUCAGUUUAUGCAAUUAUGUUGAUGGCAACAUUGAAAUCAGCGUCCAAGGAUGACACUGCAAUCCUGCAAAUUUGAGAUGAUUGGUUUUUGUUGGAUGGGUUUUUCAGGGUAUAGAUAACGAAUCGAGCAAUAUCAGGAAGUUUUUACAACUUGCUUUGACUUUCUCUGAACAUGUCCCAGAAGGAUCCCUGCCAGAAACAAGCCUGUGAAAUACAGAAAUGCUUGCAAGCGAACAACUACGUGGAGUCUAAGUGUGCAGCUGUGCUUCAGGAGAUGCGGAAGUGCUGCGCCCGGUACCCCAAGGGCCGCUCCAUCUGUUGUUCAGGUUUUGAGAGAGAAGAAAGAGAGAGAGAAAAGCUUAAGACUAUUUCAGAAGGAAUUCCUCCACCACCUCAGUAACACAAUGCAGCUCCGGCAGGUGCGAGAGCACGGACUCACCUGCAGAGCCCACGUGUGUUUUUUUCCGAGCCUUCUCCAGACUUUCAGGAAAGCCAGAAGGCUCCUAGAACACACCAUCCCGUGCACCAAAAAGUAUAACGCAGUACCAAGAGAUGGCCUGGUUACCAGACUGUAUUUUCUGUACCAAAACAUCAUCUACAUUGUCUUCGCAUUGCGACUGUGUCUGUGAAAAAUCGGUUUGAUGUUUUUAGAAUGCUUACCUUACUCUAACCCAUCCUCGCUCUCAAAAUGGAGGGCUGGAACCAAGUUACUCUGGCUUCUAGAGUGGGAGGUACAGGAAAUGUGCUCAUAAGAGUGAGUUUAAGCGUGACACAUAAAACAAAGUCCAUCUUGACACCGCAGAGGUAUUGCUGCCAUCAUGCAGUAGUUCCAGACAACAUUCACCUGUCCAGUGGUUCAAGCUCAAGAACGGGAAUCAGGUCCGGGGUUCGUUCCUAGGUUUUGCAUAGCUCAUGAGUGACUACACGUCACUUUGCCUAAGUGCCUCACUUUCCCACUGGACAGGGUUUUGAUUACUAUAUUUGAAUUGCCUACACGCUGCUAUUUGCAUGACAAUAAAGAUGUUACAGGAACAUUAUUUCAGGGAUUGCUACAGGAAUAGGAUUUUUUUAAAAAAGCAAUAUUCAUUUGGAAAAUCUGACUGUUGAUAUAAAAUUUAUAAAUUUCUGUAUAAUUGAAGACCUUUAAGCAAUAUGUUAUAAAUCCAGCGUAAUUCAGCGCGCUGGUACCCAGGGGCCUAUCACAAAGCCCUGGGCUAGAUCCAAGAACCGACUUAGGUGCCACUUCCUGAACAAGCAGUUGGAGGCACCCACUUUUGGUACAGCAUUUCAGACUCACACACAAACCGUCUGUGUCUGGACCCCAGGGAGAGAUGGCUUUUCAGAAGCGCUCACCUGUGCAGCAGAAUUUCCUGUGACCUGUAGGAAGAGCUUGGUAGACAGGUUCCUGCAUCACCUUUUAGAGCUGCCUACGUCUCUCCGUCCACUGUAGCAGGAGUCCAGGCACCUCAGUGGGUGCCAAGUCCAGGGCACCCACAUACCAGACUUUGAACCCACUAGGCCACUAACUCUGUCAUUAGAUCUAGCCGUAAGGACUUUUGUGCUGUGAUCAAGUACAAUUAAUUAUGAAAUACAGCUUCUAUAAACAGACCACUGUAGUCUAGGCACAAUAGAUGAGUGUAUUGAAGCCUAGAAGAGCAAACCAUCUGUAUUCACUGCUCUGAAAUACCAUAAUACAAAAUAAAUGACUGGAACAAA
Molecule: messenger RNA, 1950 nt
Organism: Oxyura jamaicensis (ruddy duck)
Lineage: Eukaryota; Metazoa; Chordata; Aves; Anseriformes; Anatidae
Gene: CMC4
Product: C-X9-C motif containing 4
Exons: 3
Coding region: 407-634 (75 amino acids)
Cellular component (GO): mitochondrial intermembrane space
Source: RefSeq, a predicted model, not a curated record